GACUCUGUAAGCAUGGAGGUAGGUUUUAUUGUGUGCACCCUUGGUAUUCUAGUGUUUGUGCUGCCAUCUGUGCUCUGGUCGACUUCAACCUGUUUAAUAACAAAUCACAAACAAAUGUAUGCACACAUCGAGAAUCUGACACUGAUGGAAAAUACAAACGCUAAUUUUACCUGUGAAUUGAAAACAGAAAACAAGGAUAUGUUUCGAAUUGAAGUAAAGAUUUGUGAAGCGGGUAGUUUCUACCCAGUCUGCGUGUGCCGGUUGUUCUCUAAUGGUUUCAAAUGCUUAAAUGUAAGGAACAUUUCGACGUGUGAGGCUGACAACAUGGAAAUGCGUAUAUCGAUAUAUGUCCGACGGAAUUUCACUGAUGUCGUGUGGGAACUCUUGGAACAGAACUCCACCCUCGUUUUAUUGAAGCACACUCAACUACAAGUCACCUAUCCUCCAGAAGUCACUCAACUCACUGUAAACGGACAAGAUGUUGACGGGAAAGUCAUUGCUAAAGAGAAACAACAGUUAACUAUUUCUUGUUCCUACACCAAUGGAAAACCUCUAGUCUACAUUCGCAUGUUAAAUAACACAGGACACGUGUUUCGUUCAACAAAUAAUAGAGAAGGCACUCUUAUGACAUUUCUAUCUGUUUACUGUCACGACAUGUGGCCGAUUGUCGGCUGUGAGGCGCCAGGUUCGAAACUGAACAGAUCUGUCACCAUUCUUGUCAAAUGUUUACCUCAGCUUUUCUACGUGUCAAGUCAAUCAGUAGACCUGACAAGUGUUGCUAGAGGUUUGACACUUGGCCUGAAAUCCUAUACAAGUGAUAUCAAGAGCUGUCUGAUGACUAGUCUGCAUGAUCAGUCCAUCGCCAGAGAAGUGAUUUGUGAACUCAGUGGAAGUGCACCGGAAUUCAACUUGACCCUUCUUGUGGCUAACGAAUCAUGGCUAGAAGAAGGGAUUUGGAUGCUCCAUGUCAUGACGGAGCUAGGAUUUUCAAACAUCACUGUAAACAUCACCAACACCACGGUUCAGCGUGAGUAUGCUGAUCUAUAAUUGGGCAUAAUGAAUGGGCU
Messenger RNA from Pomacea canaliculata, 1067 nucleotides. RefSeq lists its product as uncharacterized. The record is from RefSeq and is a predicted model, not a curated record. The coding region runs from base 13 to 1047 and encodes 344 amino acids. The transcript is spliced from 4 exons. Lineage: Eukaryota; Metazoa; Mollusca; Gastropoda; Architaenioglossa; Ampullariidae.